AUGAGCACAGCAGUUAAAAAGUCAGACCCUCAAGCCGAGGGUAGUCACCUCAAAAACUUUGUUAACAAAAUCAUUGGUCAACCAGCUUCCUACUCCCAUAAACAAAAUUACACAUUUGGCAAGACUUUAGGUGCUGGAUCGUUUGGAAUAGUGAGGUAUGCUAGAAACAACGUCACUGGUGAAGAUGUAGCAAUGAAGAUAAUUUUGAAAAAGGCACUUAAAGGCAAUGAAGCAAUGGUGUUGGAGGAGAUUAAAUUGCUUGAGGAAUUGCACAAUCCACACAUUGUUGGGUUUAGAGAUUGGUUCGAAAGUAAGGACAAAUUCUACAUUGCUACCCAAUUGGCUACUGGUGGUGAAUUGUUCGAUCGAAUAGUUCAACAGGGGAGAUUUACUGAACAUGACGCAUCAUUGGUUAUAAUCCAAAUGUUGGAAGCAAUUCAAUACUUGCAUGAACGUGAUAUUGUUCAUCGUGAUAUCAAACCAGAGAAUGUAUUGUACUUGACACCCGAGUCAGACAGUCAAAUCGUGUUGGCUGAUUUUGGAAUUGCCAAACGAUUGCAAAACUCAAGUGAGAAAUUAAUGUCAUCGGCAGGGUCAUUUGGAUAUGCAGCACCAGAAGUCAUAUUAGGAACUGGGCAUGGUAAGCCAUGUGAUAUUUGGUCCUUGGGGGUUGUAACUUACACCAUUCUCUGUGGUUAUUCGCCAUUUAGAUCAGAGAAUGUUACGGAUUUUAUCAAUGAGGUGAAACACAAUAAUGCAGUUAUUUUCCAUGCAGAUUAUUGGAGAGAUGUCUCGAAAGAUGCUCGUAGAUUUAUCAUUAAAGCGUUGCAGUAUAAUCCUGACAACAGACCCACAGCUACUGAAUUAUUGAAUGACCCAUGGAUCGUGUCUAUUGCCAAGAAACACACCGAUGCUGAUUUACUACCACAAUUGAAGGAACGUUUCGAUGCCAAGGCCAAAUUCAGACAAGCUAUCGAGCUUGUUAAGUUGCACAAUAGGAUCAACAAAUUGAAGGAAAUGCAAACUGAGGAAGAUGAUGAUCCAACCGAGAUUAAUAUGUUCAAUGCUAAUGGGGAUUUACUGACAAGUCUGACUAAAAAAGCCGAUGGAGAUAAUGAUUCUAUUCAAGGCUCAGCUUUAAGUAACUGGCAAAAGUUUAAUGACUCGUUGAAAUCUGCAGAAGGUGAUGCUGAUCGAUCGAAAGUCUCGUUGUCUGAUACAACACCCAAGCUGAAGGAAAAUGCACCCAAGGCCACUGCAGUAGGCGAUGCAUUUGUGCAAUUGGUUCAUGCCGCUUCAAAGAACAAAGAUAGGGUAGAAAGUUAUAAGGAGAAAGAGUAA
Molecule: messenger RNA, 1341 nt
Organism: Lodderomyces parapsilosis
Lineage: Eukaryota; Fungi; Ascomycota; Pichiomycetes; Serinales; Debaryomycetaceae
Gene: CMK2
Product: calmodulin-dependent protein kinase
Exons: 1
Coding region: 1-1341 (446 amino acids)
Biological process (GO): cellular response to oxidative stress; protein phosphorylation
Molecular function (GO): ATP binding; calcium/calmodulin-dependent protein kinase activity
Source: RefSeq, a predicted model, not a curated record